Messenger RNA from Conger conger (European conger), 4422 nucleotides. RefSeq lists its product as uncharacterized. The transcript is spliced from 2 exons. The coding region runs from base 1050 to 2411 and encodes 453 amino acids. The record is from RefSeq and is a predicted model, not a curated record. NCBI's taxonomy places the organism in Eukaryota, Metazoa, Chordata, Actinopteri, Anguilliformes, Congridae.
UUUCGUAACACGCAUAAACUAAUGAAACCGUACUAUCCAUAACUGAGGAUUCUUGCUCCCCUGCUAGUAAUGUAAAAAUAUAUCGAUUACACUUCUGGCCGCAUAAUUGUCACGUUUGAACACCAAAGCGUGCGUGCUGGGAAAAAAAAUCUGGAAAUAAACAUGCGCUCUGUAUUCAGGGCGAUGGGAGUGAACAAGCGCACAGAGGAAAAGCUUACGACAAACAAGACUCAAUCAAUUAUUUCCAAUUUAUUGAUAAAAAGUAAGCAAAUAAUUAUCUAACCAUGUCGGACGUAGGAUCCAUCAAGCCUAAAGGAUAUUAACGUUCAUGGGACAGUACGUCGUGUUUUCCGGAAACCCGUCAGUUGGUGACCGAGCGAUGGUAACCGUAAGGUUAACCAUGCUGUUUAAAGUCGUUGGACAGAAGGUAUACACAGCAAUGCAGCUUAAACCAAACAGAUGUUCCAAGGACACCACGGCAGCCGUCCAUGACUUUGACUCCUGAACGAGUUUCCUGGCUUGGGCAGUUGGAUCCCAGUGCCUGGGAGUAACAGGUUGGAAUCAUCACGGUUCGGCCAGCGGUGACGUCGUGGAGCCUAAGUUGAAGGACAGUCGUGAUUGGCUGGGCACUUGGGAGGGAUUCUCAGAAAGGAGAGGGUGACCCCAGCUGGAUGUAGCAUAAAACAAAGCCUUGAAAAAAAUGAUUAUAUGCGAUUACGUUGUAAACUCACUGAUAUGCAGACUAGAAUCCCUAAAAAGGAAGCCAGCCAACUAUGAAUAAAGAAGAAGAUAAGUGUGACCCUGUCAUAAUUCCCUUAUGACGUCUUUUAAGAAGAGAUAGCUCAUAGAAAGUGCAUUAUCUAACUAAAUGAGACUGUUCCUCUUUGUCCUUCCUUAUAAAGAUUAUUACCAUGUGGUUGUGUAUGUUAUCGAAAAGUAUACAUAAUACCUUGUAAUCUUUCACAGAUAUUCUACUUGAUUAUAACUUCAUGUAUGGAGGAACUUUCUUUUUUUCUUUUAGAUAGAAGGAAAGUUCUGUGUAAAAUAAAAUGGCAGUAGCUGAGCAAGACACUCCCUCAAGGAAACCAAAUUGUAAAUGCAUUGCAAUGCUGAUCAUUUUCUUCACCAUUAACGUCGCCAUUUACAAUCUGACCUCAAACUCUGCCAAGUUCUUAAACCGCCGAAAGCCAAAUCCAGCCCCUCGCCCGAAACCUUUGCCUACCAUCCGACCGGAAUGUACUUUCCCAGUGCAGAGCAAUCCCCUGGUCAGCGUGACCGGUACCAGGUCUUACGUGGUCACGCCUUAUGUGGAGCACCGGGGAGAUGGCACGAAAAUCCGAGCCGUCUCCAUCGUGUACCGCCCGGAACCUGACAAGUACCAGUGCCUCCUGUGCUGUGGGGGGCGCAACUUCUCCGUCUCCGCCACCCGCUCGGUGCACAGCGACCACUUCGGUUUCGACUACAGCACCGGGGACAUCUUCUGCCCAAUGGUGAGCGACUGCAGAGAGCCAGAGUACGUGGCCAUUUCAUCCAAGGACCAACACCGGGACUCCGUGUUCAUCCCCGUCCGCAACCAGAAGCUCAAGAGCAGCGGCUUCGACUUCAACUUCACCGUCUGCAUCUCCACCAUGUUCGGGAACUACAGCAACCUCCUGCAGGUGGUGCAGUCCAUGGAGAUGUACCGCUUGCUGGGGGUUGGACGGGUCACGGUGUACAAGAACAGCUGCAGCCCGGAGGUUCAAAGAGCACUGGAUUAUUACGAGGCCCGGGGCUUUCUGGAAGUGGUGCCCUGGCCUGUGACGUCCCUCAUAAAUGUCUCCCCCGGUUGGCGUAAGUCUGCCUCCCCGGGGGACCUGCACUACUACGGCCAGAUCCCGGCGCUCAAUGACUGCCUCUACCGAAACAUGUACCGAACCAAGUACGUGGCCUUACACGACAUCGACGAGCUCAUCCUGCCUCUGAAAGUGGAGGACUGGAACCAGCUGUUGGAGCGUCUGGAACGGAAGUAUUCCUCGGACAAAGGCUUCGAGUUUGAGAACCACGUUUUCCCCAUCUCCGUGUCAGACGAGGGCGACAGGUACAGGCCCAGGGAGUGGGAGAACGUUAAGGGGGUCAACGUCUUGGAGCACGUUCACCGGGAGCCCAACAUCCCCGGUCGCUUCAACAACUUCAAAGUCAUUACCAACCCCCGCUUGGUGUUUGAGGCGACGGUGCACGGUUUUUUACACUCCCUGCACGGCAGUGUCCGUGUCAGCCCUGACGAAGCCCAUCUGUACCACAUCAGGAAAGGCGCUAGGCCUGACCUGAGACCAUCUGAGCUCAUAAAGGAUGAUCGCAUCAGGCACUACUCUUCCAGGCUAUUACCAGCGGUCUCAGAUGUGCUGAAACGCAUCAGCAACAAGGUAGAAUAGGACCUAGCUUUUUGGAUUCAGCCAACACAUCUCCCUUACCUUACCUGCAAGUGCCAGUGCUUGCAUUUAUUCAUAACUCAAGGAGAAGGGAAAUGUUGAUUGAAUCCAGGCCUUAUUCCAAGUGGGAUGCAAAUAUUGUCCAAGUUUCAAAACAUGAAUGGUUGUGGAUGUAGAGAAGUGCUUUAUCUAGGUGCCUGGAGUACUCUACACAUAGUGGCACAAUUCUUAUUUAAUUUAAUAGAAUCAAACAGUUAAACAUAAUUUCACUCCAUUGAUUGGUAUAAUAAUUAUUUACAAAGUACAGAUAACUGUGAACGCACUGUUGUGCAAUUUCUUGUGGCAUCUUCACUUUUCUCUUCACUUUUCACUUAACCUUUCAUCCCCUUAGUGGUAAAACUGGCCUGAUGAGUUUUGGUUUUCUGCAGACAUGGUUGAAAUACUUGACUGUCUCAAAAAAAUAACUCCUACCAAAUGUGAUGUUUGUUUCACUUCCACUUUGGUGGUUUUAAAGGUUAUGUGCGUGAUUGCUGUUCAACUUAUUCUUUCAUAGGGACCACAGAGGCUGUCCUGAUUAUGUUUGUUACAUGCAAAGUGAAACUUUGUAGAUGCUGCCGAUCUUUGUGAUUUCCUACUUGUUAUGCAAAUACCCAAAUCUAUGGCUGGAUUACAUAGCUUAUCAUACUCAGUUUAAACCACUGGAUAUUUGUAGAAACUAUUCACUUUAAUUAAUAUGCUCAGGUGGUAUGAGUGCUGCACUCUUCCUAAGAUUUGUAUCUACAGAUAUCUGAUAUUAUGCACUGCUCAUUUACUAUUGCCAGUGUGAAGAUUGUCUAUUCUAAUCAGAUGGCCUGGUACAACUCUGUCAUUGCCUAGGCCCAAAGUGCUUUACUUUUAUAAAUACUGAUAUGAAGGGGUAUGAAGACUAGCUGGUUUGUAUGUAUAUAUGUUAUAUGUGGCUACACUGUUGAAUGUCAUGGAUUCCAUGUUGUAUUAAUUUUCAAAGGGAACAUUUGUAAUGUCCAAAGAGUUUUGAUUCAAAUUGAUGUCCAAUCUAAAGGAAGUUUUACGGUAAAGAAUAUUAAUAUAUUCUGAAGAUAGUAUAAGCGCCUUAAACAAUUUUUGCUGGAAAUGUUAUUUUGUAAUUUAUACAGAUUUUUAAUGAAAAUGAUCUUGUAUUAUUUUUUUGUGAGAAUUGUAUAGGCAUAUGUAAGGGAGAAUGUACAGCGUGCAUCGUUUGGAAGUACAGGGUGCUGUGGCCCCUAUGCAAAGCAGAUUGGUCUUAUUUACCCUGAAGCGAUGCGAUUGGGUGGACCAGGAUGGGCCAUGGCCAAUUAUAAGAUAUCCUGGCCCUCCCCUUUAUCUUGGCUGAAUGAACACACCCAAUUGUGAAUGCCCACCUUGGUCGUUCUCACCAACCUAGUUCUAUGCAGACUAAACGAUAUGAAUAUUUCUGGCUAUGCUGCUGCCCUCAAGGAGCUUAUUUUAAGAUAUUGAUAAGCUCACUGUACAUUGUGUACAUUGUGUAUACCAUGGGUACUUGCCAAAUAAAUGUAUUAUCUGCCACAGAAUCAUCUCUUAAUUGAAUUCAUUACGCAUAUUUGUACAUUGUUAGCUUCAAGCAUAGAUCCAACAAACAACAAUCAUUUUUAGUAUGCUGGCAACCACAGAUAAGUUAGUGUAAGAUAUUAUGAAUUUCACAUUGUUCAAAUGUAAUGGAGCAUUUCCAUUUAUAGUAAAGUGUGGCAUUUAUUGGGGGUGUUGAGUGUCAGACCUUCUCGUAAAGUAUCUUCUACAUUUUCCUGUAUUAUUAUACAUUAGAUAAAUGUGUUGUUUGUUACCAAUAGGAGAGAGUACAUUCUUACCAGAGUAUUUGGUUAUGUAGAGUGACAGAGAGAUAAAAUCUUUUGUGAAAAUCUGUCAUUAUCAUAAUGAAUGAUAAUUGACCAAUUGCAAUUCUGUAUUCAACAAUGACGUGUCAACACAACCAAAGUAAUAAAAACCAAGAGAAACA